Molecule: messenger RNA, 579 nt
Organism: Guillardia theta CCMP2712
Lineage: Eukaryota; Cryptophyceae; Pyrenomonadales; Geminigeraceae
Exons: 2
Molecular function (GO): chloride channel activity
Source: RefSeq, a predicted model, not a curated record
CUCAGUCUCCUCCUCGUCUUCCGCACCAACUCAGCCUACGACAGGUUCUGGGAGGCGAGGAAGAUCUGGAGCGAGAUGAUCUCUGCCGUGCGCGAGCUGAGCUGCAUAGCUCACAGCUCGAUGAGGGGGUGGGACCGGGAGCACCUCCUCCAGCUGCUCGCCGCCUACCCUGUCAUUCUUCUUCAUCACCUGAGGUCGGGACGGGCGCAGGGUAGCAAGAGCCAGAAGGAGGCGCUCAAGGAGAUCCUGUCCGAGCAAGACGUGGAGCUCAUCUGGACGUCUCGACAUCGCCCGCUUGCUAUCGCCGUCGCAGUGGCAGACGUGAAACAGAGCAGGGGGCACGCAGAGAACAUGGUGAGCCGCCUGAUCGCAACGAUAGCAAACGCCGAGAGGAUAGUCAAGACUGCCGUACCUCUCUCCUACUCCCGUCACACCUCUCGCUUCCUCAGCGUCUGGUGCUUCACUCUUCCCCUCGUCCUCGUUCACAGCAUGAAAAUCUUGAUGAUCCCCGCGGUGGCGAUUAUCUGCUGGGCUCUCUUUGCCAUCGAGGAGGUCGGAAACAUCAUUGAAGAUCCGUUC